Molecule: messenger RNA, 4237 nt
Organism: Vespa mandarinia (Asian giant hornet)
Lineage: Eukaryota; Metazoa; Arthropoda; Insecta; Hymenoptera; Vespidae
Gene: Axn
Product: protein axin
Biological process (GO): positive regulation of proteasomal ubiquitin-dependent protein catabolic process; cell development; positive regulation of protein kinase activity
Cellular component (GO): plasma membrane; nucleus; beta-catenin destruction complex
Molecular function (GO): molecular adaptor activity; protein kinase binding; ubiquitin protein ligase binding
Source: RefSeq, a predicted model, not a curated record
UCAGUACUCGAUGGCGGCCGAGACGUGCCCACGAGCCAAGCCGUCUAUGGCUUAGACGUCGUCGUCGUCGCCGCCGCCGUCGUCGUCGCCGUCGCCGUCGUCGUCGUCGUCGUCGCCGCCGCCGUCGUCGUCGUCGUCGUCGUCGCCGUCGUCGUUGCCGCUGCCGUUAUUGUGGCCGUCGCCGUCGUCGUCGUCGUCGCCGUCGCCGUCGUCGUCGUCGUCGUCGUCGCCGUCGUCGCCGUCGUCACAUUUUCAAUUAUCGUCAAAAUCCGACGAUUCUCUCACGAAACCUGCGUACGUCUGUAAUCGCCGUCCUGUCUGUCGGUGAAGAAGCGUAUUCACCGUCUCGAGAUCACGCGUACUACUCACAUAUACCCCACUCCUUUAAUUUCUCGUCUCGUGUAUGUGCUUAUUACGAGGAUUCCCGUUUGGUGCGACGAGUCGGCGUUGUGUGUGGUGCGUGCGUGCGUGAGAGUGCGUGCGUGCGUGCAUGGCUUGUGUAUCGUGAAGCUUAUAAGCAAAUCGUCAACGUUCCGACAGUAAAGGAAAAAAAGAAAAAAGAAAAGAGAAAAAGAAAGGAAGAAGAGGAAAGAAAGAGGCCGACGAGAAAGAGAAAGUGCCAAACGCGAUGUGCAAGCGCAACCGCUCGAAUCGUCGCUCGGGCUCGAGUUGACCCUUCAAAGGAUGGACCUCCUCUUCCUCCAGUUUGAUCGAAGAAACGCAUCGCCGUCGUGGCAUUGGUAAACACGACCUCUACCGUUUACAAAAACAGUAAGUCACAUAUUUGGAAUAAUCAUGUCCACUAAGAGACGCCGUGGGCCACAAUUAAUCUUAGAUAAUAAAAUAGUACGUGAUGGCUACAACAGAUAGGAUGAGUGGAUCUCGGCAAAACGAAUCACGUUGCUUCAAUGAAAACUCUCCAAGGCCACCAGUGCCUGGAGAGGAAACAGGAGGCCAUGUAAGUAGGUUCCGUCCACAGAGUCCAGCUCUGACCCCUAGACGUUCUUCUUUAGCAACACCAACAGCAUUGGGUUCUUGCGAUGCUUCUGCACCAUUGGGUUUUGAGCCAGAAGGUUGCUGCGGAACCACCACUAUGGAGUGUGACUCGUCUCCUCCUUGUUUACGGUGGGCCAGGAACCUGCAUUCCUUACUGCAGGAUUCGGUUGGUCUGGAACUGUUUAGAAAGUACCUGGAUCAAGAAGGCAAACCACAUGCGAAUCCGCUUAAUUUUUGGUUUGCCUGUGAAGGCCUCAAAGAACAAAGCGAUCCAGAUAGAAUUAACCAGUUGGUUAAGCUUAUUUACAGAAAAUUUUUUCUCAAGUCUCAGCUAGCCAUACCAGAAGAUGUAAGAAAAGAGGCUAAUCGUCGUGUAAAAGAAGGCAGAGUAGAUGAGAAAGUUUUUGAUGCUGUACAAUUAGAAGUGGAACGUCUCAUCAAUGAGACUACGUAUCCAAACUUUCUUCGAUCAGAAAUGUAUCUUCAAUAUGUACAGUCUUGCCAAAAUCCAGACUCUGGUGGAUGCCCAAGCUCUGGUUCUAGUCGAGAAAUGUCUGUUUCCUGUGGACCAAGCUUGCUACCUACUGUACACGAGGACAGUGAAUUUGUUACCUCUGUACACAGCUCGCAUUCAGCGAGCGAGACGCCUGGAGAAUUGAGAAGCGAGCUAAGGCUAACCAAAGAUGUGUUGAUAGCUACUCAACAGACUAGAGCAAUGGAUGUGCGGCCUAAGCCAGAAGCGUGUGCUGGCAUUUAUUUGCAACAUGGAGCUAGUCCGUAUCAUAUGCUCGUACCCAGACUGCACACACAAUACUCUUCCUACAACCCAGUGUCCAGACAAGAUUCAGAACUCCAAAGCUUAAGCAGUGAUGCACGAACUGAAUCAGACAAUAUAUCUAUCACCGAUUCAUCUGUCGAUGGAAUGUCGAUGGGCAGACAACGUAGUAAAAAACAAUAUUCAAGACAAUCUAGAGGAAUGAAGGAAUUAGCCAAUUUAAAUCGCGAUCCAAUGGCACAUCAUGUCAUCAUACCUCGAACACAACGGGUACCACGAGAUCUCACGCAACCUUUGAAGCCAGAAGAGUUUGCGCAGGUUCUUAUAGAAAGAUUGGAAAGCGUCAAACGAGAGAGAGAAACACAAGAAAAACUUGAUCGUCAUCUACAAGAAAGCGAAUUACUUAGUAUAGAUACUUCUACGGAAGCCUUACCUAGUAAUAGUGCUCCUAAAGCACUUGCUGAUGCUCUAAGAGAAAAAUUAUCAACAGACGAAGAUAGUGAUCAGGCGAUUUUAGAUCAGCACGUGUCAAGAGUUUGGUCGGAUUUAACACCUUCCAGAUCUCCUGGUCUUUUAUCACCUAGAACGCAUUCACCUGAAAGAAGGCGUCCCAUGCAUAGUUACCCACGAUCGUACAAACAAAGGAAAGAAAAGGACGUAUUUUCUACUUUCUCAGCAGACAGUGGGAAUAUUCACGACUUUCCAGAAGGUAGUGAGCUUGUUCAUGAAUUUGGUUACUUUCCUAAAUCAAAAUCCGUUCCAUCCGAUUAUGCAGAUUCCCUCCAUAAACAGGAUCUUUAUCUUCAAGCUCAUGAUCAAAGAUUUAGAAGAUUAGAUAUGACAAGAAGAUCCUCUACAAAGAAAUCAAUGACAGAGUUAACGGACAGCGGUGUGAGCGUUGUAAGCGAUGUUCCACCGUUGAAUGUGUGCAAAGAUACUCGUCUAUUAUCGUGGUUGAAGGAGACGGAUAAGAAAGCGGAUAUUAAGCAUAGCCGGCAUGGCAAAAAAUACGGAUCUAGAAGUGGUUCCUUGGAACGAACAAGUAGGGAAAGUUGGGGUGUACCUGCGCAACCAUUUGUUGCAGAUCCUGGAAUGCCUCCCCUACCACAACCACAUACGGCAACUCAGUUAGAAGAGGCACGAAGAAGGUUGUUAGCGGAGGAAGAAAGGGUACGCGGUUGUUGCAAACAACGACAUGCAAGUACAUCGAAACAAGCACAUGAUCCUACUGUACAGAGCCAGUGUUGCAAUCAAUCGAAUCAAUCUACGUUAAAAAAGACUAGACAAGAUGCUGGAGAUUUCACCACCGUUGUGUUCAGUUUCUGUGACGAGCAAUUCCCUUAUCGAACCAAAAUUCCUGGUCGUAACGUCACGUUAAAACAGUUUAAGGAAUACCUUCCGAAAAAGGGCAGUUAUCGAUAUUUCUUUAAAACCGAGUGCGAAGACUUAGACGUAAAAGUUAUACAGGAAGAAAUAACAGAUGAUUCUGAGAUUCUGCCAUUGUGGGAAGGCAAAGUGAUGGCACAAGUUAAGACGCUUGAGUGAUAGACUGAUAAAGCAUAUGUUGAGCAAAGAUUGUCUUAACCCAUCGGCUUACCUAAUCGUCAGAUUGACGGGGUCACCUUCGUGUGCCUUGAAUUAACCUAGUCGUAGAUUUGAGGAAUUUAUUUGCGACGAUAAGGCCAUAUCCGAUGGUCUAUAUAAGCUACUAUCACUAUUUUUGCAUUUAAGAAUUCUUUAUCCGCUGCUUCUUUAAUUUAGAAAUAUUGUAUAUUAUAUAAAAAUCAGUUUAUGUACUGUAGAAAAAAAGAAAAAAAAAAAAAAAGAAUAGAAACCGGCUUCCUAUCUUGUCGCUUGAUAGCCAUUGUCUUGUGGCUAAACAGUAUCGAUAUUUUUUUUAUUUUUUUUUUUUUUUCUUAUUUUAAUUUUCGAUUCCUCUUUUAAGCUUACGCCAUAUACGUGUAUAGUUUGGACAGAGUGAGAGAGAGAGAGAGAGAGAAAGAGCGAGAGAGAGAGCGAGAGAGAGAGAGAGAGAAAGAGCGAGAGAGAGAGAGAGAGCGAGAGAGAGAGAGAGAGAGAGAUAUACCGUUCCCGAAAUAUAUCUUUUCCUACUUCCAAUGGCCUAUAAAAAUUGUGUUCGCAUAAUUGUCAUUGAUAUAAAGUAUAGGUUUUUCGAUGAAAGAAUUAGAAAAAUAAUUCAUUAGAUAUUUUAUUAUUAUUAUUCUCGCAUCGUCAUCCGAAUCUCCGAAUUUUCUCACUCCUAAUAAUAAUUGUAUUUAUCUAAGAAGGACAUAAUUUUUACACGAAAUGAGCGUCUUCCACGAAAUAUUGCUAAUGACUCUCUUUUAUGACAAUGUUUUUUAUUGCAAAUCUAAAGAAAUAAGAGAAAAAAAAACUUCCUAAUUGCACGGCCUGUCAUAUACUUAAUAAUUUUACGCAAAGAACGAAAAAGAAAAAAAAGAAAAA